Amorphotheca resinae ATCC 22711 is the source of this 2244-nucleotide messenger RNA. RefSeq lists its product as hypothetical. Gene Ontology annotation, cellular component: nucleus. The record is from RefSeq and is a predicted model, not a curated record. NCBI's taxonomy places the organism in Eukaryota, Fungi, Ascomycota, Leotiomycetes, Helotiales, Amorphothecaceae. The coding region runs from base 1 to 2244 and encodes 747 amino acids. Gene Ontology annotation, molecular function: RNA helicase activity; ATP binding; RNA binding. The transcript is spliced from 6 exons.
AUGUCUGGUUGGGGUAUGCCCGAGGUGGCCGCGGCCUUGCCAGAGAUCGCCAACGAAGCGGUCGUCGCAUCGGAGGCUCCGACUCCCACUGAGGCUCCCGCUCAGGGACGAAACCCUCAGGAGCACGGCUGGGUUGCUCAGAACAGUUAUGACUACUCUGCAUACAUGAUGACCUCCAAGGAGCUUGCUGAAUCUCGUGCUGCUGCUGCUGCUGAAGAUGCAGGUUUGGGAUUGAGAGUUGAGACCGGUGGCGACUGGGCCUCCAAUGCCGCCGUCUAUGAGUGGAACGAUGAGUUUGGAGACGUCGGACCACGCCACCCCGAGUUGGAGAAGCAAUUGUUUGGUCAGGACAACCACGUGAAGAGUGGCAUCAAGUUCGAGAACAUUACCUCCAUUGAAGUUCACCAGGAGGGUAAUAUCCGUAUUGAUCCUAUUCGCAAGUUCGAGCAUGCUGGUCUUCAUCCGGUCAUGUUGGAGAAUAUCAAGCUUGCCGGUUACGAAGUUCCCACCCCCAUCCAGCAGUAUUGCAUGCCAGCAAUCAAGCUUGGUCAUGAUAUUGUUGCUUGUGCUCAGACAGGCUCUGGUAAGACUGCAGCCUUCUUGGUGCCAAUCCUGUCCAAGCUCAUGGGCAAGGCUAAGAAGUUGACCGCUCCUCGCCCCAAUCCUGUAACCUACCAGGAAGGCAUCACUCCACCUGUUCGCGCCGAGCCUCUUGUGCUCAUUGUCUGCCCUAGCCGCGAGCUUGCCACCCAAAUAUUUGAUGAGGCUCGCCGCUUCUGCUAUCGCAUGAUGUUUCGCCCCUGCGUCGUGUAUGGAGGUGGCCCAAUUGCCGAGCAGGUCAAGCAGCUUCAGAAGGGCUGUGAUAUUAUCAUCGGUACACCGGGUCGUCUUGUUGACUUUAUCAAUCGUCCUGCAGUUUUGACUCUCAAGCGUCUCAAGUACAUGGUGAUUGACGAGGCCGACGAGAUGCUCAACAGCGACUGGGAGGCUGAACUUAAGCAGAUUAUGUCCGGCGGUGACCAGGAAGAGGGAAGCCUUAACUAUAUGUUUUUCUCCGCCACUUUCCCCAAGGGAGCUCGUGAUCUUGCCAAGGAACAUCUUGCUCAUGACCAUGUUCGCGUUCGGGUUGGCCGUGCUGGCAGCUCUCACUUGAACAUCAAGCAGGAGAUCGUCUAUGUUGAUCCGUCCAUGAAGUUACAAGCUGUGGAGGAUCUGCUCUUAUCGACUCCGCCCACCCGUACCAUCAUUUUCGUCAACAGCAAGCGUGCGGCUGAUGAGCUUGAUGACCGCUUGUUCAAUAAGAGCUUCCCUUGCGUUUCUAUUCAUAGUGAUCGCACCCAGCGUGAGCGCGAGGACUGCAUUCGAUCUUUCCGUCUCGGCAAGAACCCUAUCUUGAUUGCAACUGGAGUUUCAGCUCGUGGUCUGGAUAUCAAUAAUGUAAUGCACGUCAUCAACUAUGACCUACCAUCUGCACGCUUUGGUGGCAUCGAGGAAUACACUCAUCGUAUUGGUCGUACUGGUCGUAUUGGUAACAUGGGUCUUGCGACUUCCUUUUACAACGAUCGUGACGUUGACCUCGCCGAGAACCUCACCAAGACUCUUUUGGAGACGCAUCAGGUUGUUCCUGAUUUCCUUCAGCAAUAUGUUCCUGAUGGUUUCACUGCCGACGGUAAGGGUGACAUCAAGACCCUCAAGUUUGAGGCUGAUUCUGACUACGGCGAUGGCGAUGGCAAUGGUGAUGACAAUGGAGGUGCUGCUCUUGAUGAUGAUGCUGACGCGGGUGGCUGGGGUACCUCAGAUACUCCUGCUGCUUCUGGUUGGGGAGUUGCGCCGACUGAGGCUCCAGCUGCUCCAGCUGCUCCAGUUGAAGGUGACGCCCAAUGGGGUGCAACUCAGGCUUUCGUUCCGGCCGCUGGUGGUGUUCCCGUCAAUGCUGCUACUACGGCUCCGGUUGUCCCAUCUCAGCAAUUUGUCGGCGUGUCAUCUGUCCCUUUUACCAUGCCCCCUCAGGGUGCUUCCGCUACUCAAGGGCUUGCUCCAGUUGCGCCUGUCGCUCCAGUUACGCCUGCCGCUCCAGUUACGCCUACCGCGCCGGCUGGACUCGCAUCCUCGCAAUUCGCCGCUUCAGUCUCUAGCUGGGGAGUUCCUUCUCCGGCUCCUUCUCAGCCUGCUGCACCAUCGAACGGUUCUGUUUGGGAGCCUCCGACCGCUGGCGAAUGGGGUACUGCCGGUUCUGGCUGGUAA